Scleropages formosus (Asian bonytongue) is the source of this 1951-nucleotide messenger RNA. RefSeq names its product actin-related protein 2/3 complex subunit 1B-like. Gene Ontology annotation, molecular function: actin filament binding. Gene Ontology annotation, biological process: Arp2/3 complex-mediated actin nucleation. NCBI's taxonomy places the organism in Eukaryota, Metazoa, Chordata, Actinopteri, Osteoglossiformes, Osteoglossidae. Bases 515 to 1624 code for a protein of 369 amino acids. The record is from RefSeq and is a predicted model, not a curated record. The transcript is spliced from 10 exons. Gene Ontology annotation, cellular component: Arp2/3 protein complex; actin cytoskeleton.
GCGAGAAUGGAAUGAGCCCCACGCUGUAGGACAGUGAGACAAAGACAGGUCUGUUCUGUCCAGCAGCUGCUCCUGGAGCCCCUGACAAAACUCUGCGGACACGCGGGGCCUUGCCGAUGCUGAGUUUCCGCUCUUCGCCGAACUUGGGCCUGCUCCUCGGAACAGAUGAGUCGCGACAGGGGGGCCAAGUUCGACCCAAGACUCGACGCCGAGGUACGCGGCGUUCCCGGGAUGUGCGACACCUCGCGGGUUUCUCCCCUCAUUCUCCCAGCAACCUCGCACAAGAAGGUUCGAGGAGUUAAGUUUCGCUUGGCCCACCCCGUCGGCCGAGAACGGCCCACACUAGGAAGUGGUUUCAAGUCCCGGGCAGGAAAGGGGAAGUGGAGCGUGUGUGUGUGUGUGUGUUCUGCUCAGCUCACAGAGCACUGCGCUACAGUUCGUGUUGACUGCUCAGAGUCCACGAACCGAGGCUCCCGCUCCCAGCCGUUCCUCCUCGUUCCAGGCACCCCUCACCAUGGCUUACCACAGUUUCCUGCUGGAGCCCAUCACCUGCCACGCGUGGAACAAGGACAUGACCCAGAUUGCUUUGUGUCCAAACAAUCACGACGUCCACAUCUACAAGAAAGACGGAACCAAGUGGACCAAGAUCCAUGAGCUCAAGGAACACAACGGCCAGGUGACAGGUAUGGACUGGGCCCCUGACAGCAACCGUAUAGUCACUUGUGGUACCGACCGCAACGCCUACGUGUGGACCCUCAAAGGCGAUCAGUGGAAGCCAACGCUGGUCAUCCUGAGGAUCAACCGUGCGGCCCGCUGUGUGAAGUGGUCCCCCAAGGAGAACAAGUUUGCGGUGGGCAGUGCCUCUCGCCUCAUCGCCAUCUGCUACUUCGAGCAGGAUAAUGACUGGUGGGUUUGCAAGCACAUCAAAAAGCCAAUUCGCUCCACGGUCCUGAGUUUGGACUGGCAUCCCAACAACGUGCUGCUGGCAGCUGGAUCCUGUGACUUCAAAUGCAGGAUCUUCUCUGCCUAUAUCAAAGAGGUGGAGGAGAAACCAGGCCCCACAUGCUGGGGCUCCAAGAUGCCAUUUGGGGAGGUGCUCUUCGAGUCCAGCGGCACAUCUGGAUGGGUGCACGGCGUCUCCUUCUCAGCCAGCGGAAACCGCGUGGCCUGGGCCAGCCACGACAGCACCGUGGCCGUGGCCGACGGCGAGAAGGCCACCGUCAUCAGCAGCCUGACCUCUGAGACGCUCCCCCUCCUGUGCGUGACGUUCAUCACCGAGAACAGCCUGGUGGCCGCGGGCCACGACUGCUACCCGGCGCUCUUCGUCUACGACGCGGGGAAGGGCUCCAUCGCCUUCGGAGGCAAGCUGGACGUGCCCAAGCAGAACACCCAGAAAGGGAUAAGUGCCCGAGAGCGCUUCCAAAACCUGGACAAGAAGGCCACCGCGGAGGGCAAGGAGAGCAGCCUGGAGUCUCUGCACAAGAACAGCAUCAGCCAAAUCUCCAUUCUUGAGGGUGGGAAGUCCAAGUGUACUAAAUUUUGCACCACUGGAAUGGAUGGAGGGAUGACCAUUUGGGACGUCAAGACUCUGGAAUCUGCCAUGAAAGAUCUGAAGAUCCUGUAACUGAUAUAUAAAAAUAACAUCUCCUUGAUCAUUCAAAACUUCAGCAGCCAUUCUAUUAAUAGCUACGACAAUUAACUUUCUUAGCGCUAUACUCCUUCUAUAUAGGGAAACAAUUAAGGAUUUGCACCUCACAGCUGCUUACAGUAUUUUUCAUUGAUAAUGAGCAUUCCUUAAGGCUGUGGCUUAAAUUUUUUUUGCCCUUAUUGUCAUGGACAGUGGUAAACAUUCUACAGCAAGUUUUUAUUUUGUAAGACAUUUCUAUAAAUACGGAAUGCCCAGUUGAACUCUUUUUAUGCAUAUAUGCUGGACAUAGAGAUGCUAAAAAAU